GUUUAGUGUAUAAAAUACGGGGUUUAUUCUAUUGCAAACUUCUGAAAGUAACUCUAACUAGUGUCCAUUUACUUAUAAAUUAAUUGAAAUAGAAUCAAAUUCAUUUACAUUGGUUUGUCUGCGUUCAACUAAAUCAGUGAUCAUGAGAUACCUGUGUCUGAACCAAGCCGGGCCGAGGAUUCCUCAACACGCUGAAACGAUGGCUGAAAAUACGACCAAAAGAAAAAUUGAAGAAACUAUGGAGAACUACGAUAUGGCAGGCGUACCCAUGAAGAAGGAAAAACGUUUUCGCAGCGCCUUCACUACCGAGCAGAUCAAGUACCUAGACGUCGAAUUCAAGAAGUACCCCUACAUCGGCAGCGCGCGCCGCAAGGAGGUCUCCAGCGCCCUCAACAUCCCCGAGCGAGCCGUCAAGAUCUGGUUUCAGAACCGGAGGAUGAAAGAGAAGAAAGACGUAACACCCAACACCGAGUGUGACGAACACAAACAUUCCAGAAAAAUAGACGCCGCUAACGACCAAUUAAAUAACGAGUGUACUGUUACAUUAACUAAUAACAGACAUUACGCUUCAUUACCACUAAUUUCGAUCAAGAAUGAGCCACCAGAACACGUCGAUAUUUCGAUAAAAAAGGAAAACGAGUCCUUCUCCGCGACCGAGAACAAAAUACAGAAAGGAAUUGAAGAUCAUCAGCCUGCGGCAGAGUUGCCAACUGAUUUGUAUAAGAAAUAUAACAUUUAUUAUGGAAAUCAAGAAAGCCAGCCAAAGCCUUAUGAAAACGUAGUAGCAUCAACGCCACCUAUAAUGCAAAGUCCUAAAAAUGAAGUUACAUCCACCAGUCUUUAUGAGAAGUUGCCGCACGAUCUGUCACGCAAAAGAAAACAACAGAAACCGAUGAGCGUCGUGCAGAAUACGCCGGGGGGAUAUUUUCCUUUGAACUUGAAGAAGUAUUACACUGAACCAUCGCUCCCAGUUGGGAGUAAUAUGUUGUGGAGGCCUGUUCAAAUGUUGCCAGUGGUUCCGGCGGGAUCUGCCCCGGCGCCUGCGCGGGCGGCUAAGGAGUGCACCUGCGAGUGCAGGUGUCACCCGCCCACGCCGCCGGCGCCGGUCCUGCUGCAGCAAGGCGCCACCAACCCUUUUUCUCAAUAUGUACUCACGGCCCUGCCUCUUCCAAACCCUUAUUAUAAAUAUUGAUGACAAAUACGUUAAAACAGGUGAUUUAUUUAUACGCCUAUAUUAUAACAAUUAGGGUAUUUCCUAAGAGUUCCGUGGAACUGAUACUAUGUCUGCUAUAAAAUCCAUUUUCACAUUUCCAUGGAACAAAUUGGAAGUAUCCUAAGGAUUUAGGUAAAUAUAGUUUUUUCCAAAGAAUAUUUAUAGUUGUAAGUAUUAGCAAUAAUUCACAAUGAUGUUCAAAUACUAAUAAACACACGUUUCUAAA
Messenger RNA from Leguminivora glycinivorella, 1439 nucleotides. RefSeq names its product homeotic protein proboscipedia-like. Bases 143 to 1192 code for a protein of 349 amino acids. NCBI's taxonomy places the organism in Eukaryota, Metazoa, Arthropoda, Insecta, Lepidoptera, Tortricidae. The record is from RefSeq and is a predicted model, not a curated record. The transcript is spliced from 3 exons. Gene Ontology annotation, biological process: regulation of DNA-templated transcription. Gene Ontology annotation, molecular function: DNA-binding transcription factor activity, RNA polymerase II-specific; DNA binding.